Messenger RNA from Pochonia chlamydosporia 170, 372 nucleotides. RefSeq names its product ATPase, V1 complex, subunit F, eukaryotic. Gene Ontology annotation, cellular component: proton-transporting V-type ATPase, V1 domain; fungal-type vacuole membrane. The coding region runs from base 1 to 372 and encodes 123 amino acids. The transcript has 4 exons. The record is from RefSeq and is a predicted model, not a curated record. Gene Ontology annotation, molecular function: proton-transporting ATPase activity, rotational mechanism. Gene Ontology annotation, biological process: proton transmembrane transport. NCBI's taxonomy places the organism in Eukaryota, Fungi, Ascomycota, Sordariomycetes, Hypocreales, Clavicipitaceae.
AUGGCCAACCAAGCAGAUUUCAAGAACCGGGAGUUCCUCGCCGUCAUCGGCGAUGAGGACUCGGUGACGGGCUUGCUACUAGCAGGUAUCGGCCACGUCACAGCUGGCGCCGAUUCCCAAAAGAACUUCCUGGUCGUGGAUAGCAAAACCGACACUGCUGCCAUCGAAUCCGCCUUUGACCGGUUUACGCAGGAUCGAAAGGACGUGGGUAUCGUCUUGAUAAACCAACACAUUGCGGACCGGAUACGGCACCGAAUUGAUACAUAUACCGCCGCUUUCCCUACCGUCCUGGAAAUUCCGAGCAAGGACCAUCCAUACGAUCCAGAGAAAGAUAGUGUACUGAGACGGGUUCGUCGCCUGUUUGGCGAGUAG